AUGGCGCUUACCCUAAUCUCGACAAACAAAAUUGCUGCGGCAGGUUUUGCAACACAUUUCGAGAAGAACAUGUGCAAAAUAAUAUCCCCUGCCCCAGCUCACAAAGUUAUUGCUAAAAUACCAGAGAUAAACGGCUUAUACACUGUUAUACCCGCAACUUGUCAUCAUGCAAACACCAUGGGAACAAAGCUUACCCUAAAUGAAGCACACAAGAUCCUCAGGCACAUAUCCCAACCAGCACUUCAUGACGCAGUCCAGAAAGGUCUCAUCAAGGGAAUCAACCUUGACCCUACUUCAAAACCAACAUUCUGUGAUGCCUGUACACAGGCAAAGUCCACUCGUCAACCAUUUCCCCGAGAAUCCUUAUGGGGGCCAGCACAGACUAUGAGUCUUGAAGGACACCUGUAUUACAUCAGUUUCACUGAUGAUUCAAGC
Molecule: messenger RNA, 435 nt
Organism: Suillus subalutaceus
Lineage: Eukaryota; Fungi; Basidiomycota; Agaricomycetes; Boletales; Suillaceae
Exons: 1
Source: RefSeq, a predicted model, not a curated record